GGGAGCCCGGGGCCCGAAGCCCACCUGUCAGAGUUACCGGUCGGCCGGGCGGGGGUCGCGGCGGCGAGCGGGAGUCCCUGCGCGGCGCCGGCCCCCGUUCUCUUCUCCGGAGGGUGAGCACUUCGAGCGUCCACUUCCCGGAUCUGGUAACAUGGCAAAAGAUGCCGGCCUGCUGGAAGCCAACGGAGAACUGAAAGUCUUCAUCGACCAGAGCCUCAGUCCCGGCAAAGGUGUGGUGUCGCUGGUCGCGGUGCACCCCUCGUCCGUGAGCACCCUCGGGAAGCAGCUGCUGCCGAAGACCUUUGGGCACCCCAAUGUCAGCAUCGCACAGCAAGUGGUGAUCGGGACCCCGCAGAGACCCGCCCCGGCCAGCACACUCGUGGUGGGCAGCCCGCACACCCCCAAUAGCCACUUUGUCUCCCAGAACCAGCCGUCGGAGCCCUCCCCGUGGUCGGCUGGGAAGCGGAACCGGAAGGGCGAGAAGAACGGGAAGGGGCUGCGGCACUUCUCCAUGAAGGUCUGCGAGAAGGUGCAGCGCAAGGGCACCACGUCCUACAACGAGGUGGCCGACGAGCUGGUGGCCGAGUUCAGCGCCGCCGACAGCCACAUCCUGCCCAGCGAGUCGGCCUACGACCAGAAGAACAUCCGGCGGCGGGUGUACGACGCGCUGAACGUGCUCAUGGCCAUGAACAUCAUCUCCAAGGAGAAGAAGGAGAUCCGCUGGAUCGGGCUGCCCACCAACUCGGCCCAGGAGUGCCAGAACCUGGAGGUAGAGAGGCAGCGGCGGCUGGAACGGAUCAAGCAGAAGCAGUCCCAGCUCCAGGAGCUCAUCCUGCAGCAAAUCGCCUUCAAGAACCUGGUGCAGAGGAACCGGCAGGCGGAGCAGCGGGCCAGCCGGCCGCCGCCCCCGAACUCCCUCAUCCACCUGCCCUUCAUCAUCGUCAACACCAGCAAGAAGACCGUCAUCGACUGCAGCAUCUCCAACGACAAGUUCGAGUACCUGUUCAACUUCGACAACACGUUUGAGAUCCACGACGACAUCGAGGUGUUGAAGCGGAUGGGCAUGGCCUGUGGGCUGGAGUCGGGCAGCUGCUCGGCCGAGGACCUCAGAGUGGCCCGGAGCCUGGUGCCCAAGGCACUGGAGCCCUACGUAACAGAAAUGGCCCAGGGGUCGCUGGGCAGCAACUUCCUCACGUCCAUCUCCACGGCCAAUGGCACGCGGGUCUCCACCAGCGACCUGGCCAACGGAGGGGACGGGACCCUGGCCACCAGCUCGAGCGGCUCCCAGUACAGCGGGUCUCGCGUGGAGACGCCCGUGUCCUGCGUCGGGGAGGACGACGAGGACGAGGACGAGUUCAACGAGAACGACGAGGACGAGGAUUGAUGGCGGCCGCAGCCCCGCUUCAGCCUCCGGCCCGAGAGACGCUCACGGGUGGCCGUGCGGGCGGGGUGAGCCGGCCGCGGGACUCGCGCCCGCCGGGGCCCGUCCCCGUUUCCUAGUGUCCAGAGACGCCCAGCGCCCGGCUCUGCUCCGUGGACUCUGCUGGACCUGCUGAAGGGGGGCUGCCCGCCCCGAGCGCGCCGCCUGGACCCCUCGCCGGGCUGCUGCCGACGGCUCUGGCGAGCGCGGGACCCAGGGGCCCUGGAGCGCCUGAGUCAGCCUCGCACCCAGGCUCCGCUCGGGCUGUUUACAAACUCCGCCUGUCGCUGCCCGAGCAGAAACACACGUGGGUUCGAACGCCUCUUCCUGUAUUC
This is a messenger RNA of Sorex fumeus (smoky shrew), 1755 nucleotides long. It is a transcript of the gene TFDP1, whose product is annotated as transcription factor Dp-1. Gene Ontology annotation, cellular component: nucleus; transcription regulator complex. The coding region runs from base 152 to 1384 and encodes 410 amino acids. The record is from RefSeq and is a predicted model, not a curated record. Gene Ontology annotation, molecular function: DNA-binding transcription factor activity, RNA polymerase II-specific; RNA polymerase II transcription regulatory region sequence-specific DNA binding. The transcript has 12 exons. NCBI's taxonomy places the organism in Eukaryota, Metazoa, Chordata, Mammalia, Eulipotyphla, Soricidae. Gene Ontology annotation, biological process: regulation of cell cycle; regulation of transcription by RNA polymerase II.